CCCACCUUGAGACAGUUUCAUCACUCAGAGGUAUAUAAGCGGGCAGCGGCCCAGGUCCUGCACUCUCUACAUCAUGGCGUACAAGUGUGUUAUCCUGAGCGCUCUGCUCGCUGUCGCCUCUGCCGGAGGUCCCGCUGCCUACAACACCUACUCCCCCUCUGUCGGUUACGACGGUUUCGUCGGUAACUCUCACGAGAGCACCGUCAAGGGAUACCUCGGAGACUCAGUCUCCCAGAUCUCCAAGACCGUUGUGUCUCCCUACUCUUCCGUCAGCAAGUUCGUCUCCAAGAGCACUAGCCCAGGAUACGCAUACGCCGCCCCUGCUGUCUCAUACGCCGCCCCCGCUGUCUCUUACGCCGCUCCCGCCGUGAGCUACGCCGCCCCUGCUGUCUCUUACGCUGCCCCCGCUGUCUCCUACGCCGCUCCCGCUGUUAGGGCUUACGCUCCCGCUGCCUACGCCGCUCCCGUCGUCAAGACUGUUGCUCCCGUUUCCUACGCCGCCCCUGCUGUCUCUUACGCCGCCCCCGCCGUCAGGGCUUACGCUCCCGCCGCCUACGCCGCUCCCGUCGUCAAGACUGUUGCUCCCGCCGUGUCUUACGCCGCCCCUGCCGUCUCUUACGCCGCCCCCGCCUACGCUCCCUCUUACUACGGUAGGGCCUACGCCGCUCCCGCUGCCUACGCUGCUCCCGUCGUCAAGACUGUUGCUCCCGUUUCCUACGCCGCCCCUGCUGUCUCGUACGCCGCCCCUGCUGCCUACGCCGCACACGCUGCUCCCGCUUAUGGCUACUCCGCCGCCCCCGCUGUUGCCCACGUUACCUACGGAUCUGCCCUCACCAGCUACGCCUGGUAAUUACCUGACUAGUCUGACCCCUCUGUAGAGAUCAAGUUGGUUACUUACUAAAUGACUGACGUUUUUAUAUUUAUUACACAUUUGUUGUAGAAUGUAAAAUAAACCUCUUUACAGAUGUAAAA
Molecule: messenger RNA, 972 nt
Organism: Homalodisca vitripennis (glassy-winged sharpshooter)
Lineage: Eukaryota; Metazoa; Arthropoda; Insecta; Hemiptera; Cicadellidae
Product: cuticle protein 16.5
Exons: 2
Coding region: 74-850 (258 amino acids)
Source: RefSeq, a predicted model, not a curated record